AUCGUAAAGCGCCCCCUCUCUCGUCGAUUUCCCGAAAAUUCCAUUCGGAUAUAUAAACAGGAGGAGAACACAGACGAGUCAGAUAAGUUUGAUACAACUUUGCUUAAUACUGAGUAAAUCGAGUGACAAGCGACUAUACACAGUGAAAAUGUCUCUUUUACCGUUCCUGCUAGACAGUUACGUUCGUCCUACCCGCCUUUUGGACCAACAGUUUGGCUUGUGUCUUGAUCCCGAAGACCUUUUUGCACCGGUGGUUGAUCCCCGACAAAUGCUGGGUCAAUUCAGGGGUCCUGUGGGAUACAUUCGUCCUUGGAAAUCCGCAUUAUCUCAAAGAGACGUCGGAUCAACUCUGGCUAUCGACAAGGACAGUUUCAAAGCCAACUUGGACGUGCAACAGUUCAGACCAGAAGAGAUAACUGUCAAAUCCAGUGGAAACAACACCAUCACCAUAGAAGGCAAGCAUGAAGAAAAACAGGACGAGCAUGGAUUCAUCUCCAGGCAAUUUGUAAGAAAAUACGUCCUUCCUAAAGACUGCGAUAUCGAAAAGGUGGAAUCGAGAUUGUCUUCGGAUGGCGUGCUUACCAUAAUCGCACCAAGAAACAAACCUGAGGAAUUGGAAAACAAGACCAUUCCCAUAACUCAAACAGGACAACCGGCCAAGAUUGAACAGAAGAAAGAAGAUGAAGAAAAAGAGGAGAAGUGAAUUCAAUUGUUUUAAUUCAAUUUGUAUUCCUUUAUUUUACAAUUAUUGUAUUAUGUUAAAUAAGAGACUAAUGUUAAAUUUGAGACUGAUAUAUACUCCGCUGAAGAUUUGUUUUGUUAUUGCUAAUCAAAUAAAUGAUGCUUAGUUAA
This is a messenger RNA of Harmonia axyridis, 852 nucleotides long. RefSeq names its product protein lethal(2)essential for life-like. The transcript has a single exon. Gene Ontology annotation, molecular function: protein folding chaperone. Bases 149 to 703 code for a protein of 184 amino acids. NCBI's taxonomy places the organism in Eukaryota, Metazoa, Arthropoda, Insecta, Coleoptera, Coccinellidae. The record is from RefSeq and is a predicted model, not a curated record. Gene Ontology annotation, biological process: protein refolding; response to heat.